Onychostoma macrolepis is the source of this 1347-nucleotide messenger RNA. Its product is annotated as heme oxygenase-like. Gene Ontology annotation, biological process: heme catabolic process; heme oxidation; response to oxidative stress. The transcript is spliced from 7 exons. The record is from RefSeq and is a predicted model, not a curated record. NCBI's taxonomy places the organism in Eukaryota, Metazoa, Chordata, Actinopteri, Cypriniformes, Cyprinidae. Gene Ontology annotation, molecular function: heme binding; heme oxygenase (decyclizing) activity. The coding region runs from base 254 to 1117 and encodes 287 amino acids.
AAUUAUUUAAUAAUUCUUUCAUAUAUAAAUCGCUGCUGUUAGAUAAAUAAAAUAGUUUUACGAACGAUUUACACUGUUCGUCUUUCAUGAAUGAGGCGCAGCGCGUGCAACAUUACCCUGAAAUAACACACACACAGGCGGAGCGAGCGAGGAGUGAGUAUAAAGAGCGGCGGAGUGAGUCCAGAUCUCCAGAUCUUCAGGAGAACCGCUGAGGAGCGACACACACCAGAUCCUCAGCAUCUUCACCAGAGCCAUGGAGAAGAAACACACACAGACAGCGAUUAUGGACAGUGAACUAUCAGAGCAGAUCAAAGCUGUGACUAAAGAGGUUCACGUGCGAGCGGAGAACACGGAGCUGAUGCUGAGCUACCAGAGAGGACGUGUGUCCCUGCAGCAGUAUCAGCUGCUCUUGUGUUCGCUGUAUAAGAUCUACGAGGCGCUGGAGGAGGCGCUGGACACAAACGCUUCCCAUCAUGCCGUGGCACCCAUUUACUUCCCACAGGAACUGGCCCGACUGGAGUCCAUCGGGAAAGACCUGGAGUAUUUCUACGGCCAGAGCUGGAGGGAGAAGAUCACGGUGCCGGCCGCGACGCUGAGAUACGCACAGAGACUGAGAGAGGUGGGUCGAGAUCACCCGGAGUAUCUGCUGGCUCACGCUUACACACGCUAUCUGGGCGACCUGUCGGGCGGGCAGGUGCUGGGCCGCAUCACGCAGAAGUCUCUUGGGCUGAAGAGCGGGGAGGGCUUGUCCUUUUUCUCGUUUCCGGGCGUCAGCAGCCCAAACCUCUUCAAGCAGCUGUACAGGAGCCGCAUGAACAGCGUGGAGCUGACGGAGGAGCAGCGGAGCGGCGUGCUGCAGGAGGCCCUCGACGCCUUCCAGCUCAACAUCCAGGUGUUUAACGAGCUGCAGGAAUCACUGAGCUGCGUCUCAGACACAGAGAAUGAAGUGAGGCAGAGACACACACAACACAAGCAGAACACAACAACAACAACAACAACAACAACAGAUGGAGGAGUGUGUGAAGCGCUGCGGAGCUCGUCUCUGGUGCCUCGGUUCCUGCGGACGCUGCUCGGUGUGUUCGUGGUUCUGGCCGUCGGGAUGGUCUACGCUUUUUAAGCCGGUUUAAUAUCUCACACAUUAUUAGAACUGUAAAAAAACGAUGUCACACUUUGCAGACAAUAAAUGUGUUAUUUAAUCAUAAACACGUGAUUGUAUGUUUAUCAUUAUAUAGUUCUGAAUAAUUCAAAUGUUGAAAUUUGUUUACAGACACAAUAAUUUUGUAACCAUGUAUAUAUGCCUUUGUAUUAUUAAUACUAUAUUUUUGUAAUAAAAUCUGUUUAAGGAUU